AUGAAUUAUGCCAAAGGAGAGAAUUUUGAAUGCAAUUUAAUAAGGAAAAACAAAUUGAUUCGGAAUCUUUAAAUCUUAAAAAAAAUUAGUGAGAGGUUUAAUAAUGAAAAAAAUUAAUAGGACCAUCGAUUUGAUAAUACAAUAUAGAUUGAAGGUCAGGAAAUUAAAAGUUAUGGAAGCAAAUAUUUUGGUUAAUUUUAAUAUGGCAAUAAAGAGGGCAGAGGUAUUCUAAUUUUGAGUGAUGGCUCCAAGUAUGAUAAUAUAUAUUUUCUUGAUAUGAGGGUUAAUUCAAAAAUAGCAUCUUUAAUGGGAAAGGAACCUUUUAAUAGAAUGAUGAUUCUCUUUAUACAGGAACUUUUACAAAAGGAUAAAUUUUAGGAUUUGGUUAGUAUAUGA
Messenger RNA from Paramecium tetraurelia, 396 nucleotides. RefSeq lists its product as uncharacterized. Lineage: Eukaryota; Ciliophora; Oligohymenophorea; Peniculida; Parameciidae. The record is from RefSeq and is a predicted model, not a curated record. The transcript is spliced from 2 exons.